Messenger RNA from Pseudonaja textilis, 1468 nucleotides. RefSeq names its product SUZ RNA binding domain containing 1 (gene SZRD1). NCBI's taxonomy places the organism in Eukaryota, Metazoa, Chordata, Lepidosauria, Squamata, Elapidae. The record is from RefSeq and is a predicted model, not a curated record.
GAUCUGACCCGAACCCAGAGCCCAAUUUUGGCCAAUUGUAAAAUGAACCACUUGGAUAAGAUGGGCAUCUACCAAGGCGUGUUUGGAGUUCGCUGGAGAAGAAAACUCAUUCAGCCCAAGCGAGCUUGCCUUCACUUUCAAAGAUUAACUUGCCCUCCAGACUUUGGACUACAAAGCAGAACGCAGUCACACGUCAGUGGGGAAGCUACUAAGGGAAAGCCUCCCUUCUUGCAAAACUAGUGCAGGACGGCCUCCCAUCAAGGAAGGGCCACCAGAGCAACUAUUUCCUACAGAGCCAGCAGCCCCAAAAAGUAGCCUUGGGUGAGCUGGGACCACGUCUCUGUUCUAGGGACACCCCCCCCCCGCCCUCGGACGCUGUCCUGGCAGAGGGAGAGUUGAGCCGACUGGCCAGGCUGUUGGGCCACCUCUUAGUGGCCUCGCUUGCUUAGAAUGAGAGCAAUGGUCCCCCAAGUCUCAAGGCGGAGAACUGAUUCUCAUCUUUCUGGUUAGCGAUCUUGAAUGAUGACGUCCGCCCACUCCCCUCCCCACGGUUUUGACAGUGAGAAUGGCCAGGCAUGCACUGUGCUCAUGAUGGAAAUAGACAGACGACUGGAGAAGAAGCUGAAGAUCAGCCAAAAAGAAAGCAGGAAAUCCAAGUCCCCCCCCAAAGUGCCGAUUGUAAUUCAGGACGACAGUCUUCCUUCGGGCCCGCCUCCGCAGAUCCGGAUCUUAAAGCGGCCCACGAGCAACGGGGUGCUCACCAACCCCAACUCCACCAGCCGACCUGCCUUCCCCGUGAAGACCCUGGCCCAGAGGGAGGCCGAAUACGCAGAGGCCCGGAAGCGGAUUCUGGGCAGCGCUAGCCCGGAAGAGGAGCAAGAAAAGCCCAUCCUUGACAGGCCCACAAGGAUCUCCCAGCCAGAAGACUCCAGGCAGCCCAGCAAUGUGAUCCGGCAGCCGUUGGGCCCCGACGGUUCGCAGGGCUUCAAGCAACGCAGAUAGGCUUGGCCGGCUGACCAGCUGCAAUGAAAGCAGGGUGCUCCCCCUCCUCAGCAGGCCAAUGGACCUGAGCCACAGGGGCGGGACUUGCUCUAAGCGUCCUCUAGGCUUUUUGCCUCUGGUGACCCUCAGCACUGGGACCCCUGCUAGAAUCGACAUGCCAAGGAGGGCCCACCGAGGGAGGAGCCGGCAGCGGGGCAGGCUUCUCUUCCGGGCGACCGGCUUGCUGCAACUCGCUGCCUGCUGAAGCGAGCGUCCGGUCCCGGCAAAGGAAUGACUUUCUCCCGCUGGGAUCUCCCUCCGGGAUCGGAAGCGAGAGGCAGGGGUGGGCUUCUACCUCUCAACAUGUGCAUGUCGGUGCGCGUUACGUUUGGAGCAAGGUACAGACGGGGGCGGGGGGGCGGAAGGUUGGAUCCGCAAAGGUUGGAUCCUUUGCCUUGGGGGGCGGGAUGGCUUCGUGCAUGGGAAG